GAAGAAUUCAAAAGGAACUUCCGCUUGGGAAAAAAAUGGCGGCGACCCUUACAGACUCACGUGUUGGCGUCGGGAAGAAAAAGAAAAAGUUACGGAAGAGGAAAAGGGUGAAGAUGAUGGAGGCGGCUUUGUCGUCGGAGUCGGAGCCGGAGCCAGAGCAGGGGGGAGACAGUCCUGGCGGCCGCCGCGGUUCUGUAGGAAGUUGGGAAGUUACCAAAGACCAUUUUUCUUCUGAUGAAGCAAUUGAAGGUGAUAAUGAAGAUGAUACCAUAGCUUAUGACAAAGAAAAUGAAAGUGCAGCAGAAUCUAAUGUUGGGACUAAUGCAGGCUGGGCAGAUGCCAUGGCUAAAAUUCUUAACAAAAAAACUCCUAAAAGUAAACCUACUAUCCUCAUCAAAAACAAAGAGCUGGAGAAGGAAAAAGAGAAAGAAAAACAAGAGAGACUGGAGAAAAGAAAACAGCUUGAUAAGAAGAGGGAAUGGGAAAUGAUGUGCAGAGUGAAGCCAGAUGUUGUCAAAGACAAAGAAGUAGAGAGAAAUCUUCAGAGAAUUGCUACAAGGGGUGUGGUGCAGUUAUUCAAUGCUGUUCGGAAGCACCAGAAGAAUGUUGACGAAAAAAUGAAAGAAGUUGGAGGUUCUGUGAGAAAACGUGCAAAGUUGAUGUCGACUGUCACCAAGAAAGAUUUCAUUAGUGUUCUCAGAGGAGUGGAUGAAAGCAAAGACAGCAGGAGUCCCACAGGCCAGAAUCCAAAAGAUAAACAGGCUAAAGGGAACUCAGAGGAGGGCUCAAGCUGGAACAUACUGCGUGAUGACUUUAUGAUGGGAGCAACAAUGAAAGACUGGGAUAAGGAGAGUGAUGGAGCAGAUAACGCAGAAUGAAGCUGCAGAAGCAACUGACAAAUGACACCAUAGAGAAAUUGGAAUUCUUGAUAAAUUUAUUUUUCUGAAUAAAAGCCAUCUGAGUUUUACAAUAUAGAGAUGGUAAUGCAGAUUCUGUUUAAAGAGAAAACAACAGACUACCUUUAUUUUCACCAACUUCAAAAUUGUUCUUUCACUUAAUUUUUUCUUAGUCUACAUCAGAAUCCAAAACUAUUGUCCAAAACAGUUCUAAUUUUUAGCAUUUCCCCAAAACGUUUUAUAUAUCAAAAUAAAACAGUGCCUCUUAAUAUAUUUUGCCAAGUUCAUUACCAGUUUAAAUAUUAGUUGUGAGUCUUGAUCUAUUCUUGCAUUUCCAAGUUAGUAAUAUGCCUAGAAAUGUUAUUAUCCUAAGGUAAUGAAGAUGACCUAUAUUUAAUUUUUAAUUAAUAUUUACUGCAUAAAGUUUAUGCUUCUACAAGGUAGUGUGUGUGUGCUUAUUCUGAGUAGAUGUCUUUUGUAUUUAGUAUCAUUUUUCUUUUAGAGGGAGUCAGGAAAAAUAUAGGUAAUAAAACAUAAAGUUAGAACUAUAGUUCUGGCUUUGAGUGAUUCAAUUUGAGAGCCAUGGAAAUUUAAUUUAAAAAAAAAAAUUUACAGACCUGCAAGUCAGGGAUUCUUUCUCAUAUUAUGCUCUAGGUUUAUUUUAAACAUGAUAUCAGUUUGGAGACAGGACUGCCAUUGUUUCAGUUUGCCCCCCCUCAAAAAAAAAUCACAUGAUGUCCUGAAGAGUGGGUGAUUUUGUUUGUUUGUUUGUUUGUGGGGAUUUUUUUGGAGGGGGGGCAGUAUGCUGUUCUUUUCUUACUCUGGUUUGAGUAAAGGAAGAACAGAGUUGACAUGUAAGGUAUGUUAUAAAACUAGAAAUAUUGAUGUAAUUCACUGUAUGUAGUAACUGCAAAGAUUAGUAAUUUGGAUGACAUCAAAUGUUUAUCAAAGGUGGAAGAUAAGUUAGGAUUGAAUCUAUAUGGUUUAAAAAUAUUUGUGAACUUGGCUUAUAGGCCAGUUUUUGUAUAGGCCAAACACAGGGCUAUACUGUGAUGAUAUUGAUGCUAAAUAAUUAAAAUUAAAGCUCACACCUUUCAUUUCUCUUAACAAACAGUAAAAUACAAGAGUGUAAGUUACACUAAUUACUCUUUCAUACUAUUUUGCUUAAUUUUUGUGCAAGAUUAUACUUUUGAAUGGUUUAUUUGAGAAUUUGUGAAGGUUUUGUUUACCAUCACAACUGGCUUUUAUAAAAAGAAAAGAAAUUAAAUCAGAGGAUUCAUAGUUCCUUAAUGAAAUAUUUAACAACUUUGGUCAAGUUAAAAUCCAUUCCAUUCUCUAUCAUUGCCCACUAAGAAUAGUUCCUUUGUUAUCCAUGACGUACUUGCAUCUGGUAUAUACUGUAGCAUAAUCUUUCAAAAAAAAAAACCUCUUAAAGCUAAUAGCAAAAACGUUUACAUUUUCAAGCUUAUUAGAGUGUGAAAGAUACUAGAUAUCUAAAGAUACAUUAGCACAUGUCUUGAUAUUAUCAUAAAAUAAUAUACACACCCAGAAUAUCCAGGGCUAAACUUGCAAAGCUCAAGAUGCCUUAAUCCUCACUUCUGAUCGCUUAACAUCAUUAAAUUGUGGAACUGGUAUCUUCUUAGUUAUAACAUAAGCAAAUAUAUUGUCACUAUUAAUAUAACUAGAAUUCAAUAAGUAAAAUUAUGAAGUUCUAAUAGAGGUUAACAUGGCACAGUUAAUGGUGUGUCACUUUCCUUAUAGCACCCAGAGCUUUAUGGUUUUGUUUUUUCAUUAGUCUUUUUAAGUUCUUGAAGUACAUGGUCUCUCUUAUGCCACUAAGCUCUUAAAGUAAGCAAGCGUUCUGUUGAAAAUCAAAUUAAUAUGCCAGAAGCUGGUGAGUUUUAAUUUCUUGUUCAACAAAAAGUUGUUUUGAAGGAGCAUAUCAAGAAGCUGUGGUUCCCUUUUUCAAAGUGAUAAGUAGUUGUGCAGCUUACCAGCAAGGGAGAGGAUCACUUUUUGGAAAUUGUAUUCCUUCACAUUUGAAGCAGAUCUUAAUCCUUAGAAAUCUCCUCUAGAAGAGGGCAGAACAUGCUAUGGUGCUAGUUUUGUCUUAGGUUCUUUAUUACUUUUUUAAAAGGAGAAUUGAUUUGCCACUUACACAGAAAGUAUACCAACUAAGUAAAAUAAGACACCUCCUGGGUGGAGCACACACAUGAGGUACAUGAACAGGUUUUACCUCAAGGACUGAAAGUUUUCUGCAUUUGUGGAGAUUGGUCAAAAGACUACCUGGUAUGAAAAUGAACCUAGCAAUGGAUGUCAUGAAAAAAAAAACAAAAAUAGAGCUAAAGGUUUUUUUUAGCUGUUCCCAUCUAUAUCCAUGUCACAAAAUUGUAUUUACUAAGGAUUUGAAUUCCAUCAUUAAUCAUGGUAGAGAGGAGGGGUAAUGAAAUGGUUACAUUUUUUUUUCCAUAGGAAUGCAUUAGUUACCUCUAAUGCUUUAGAUACCUUUUAUAAAUCCAAUUUUAUUGUCACACUUCAGGGCAGAUUGUUAUAAAUCAUUUAUUCAGCUGAAUAUCAUAAUGUUAGAACCACAUUUCUUUUUGUACUUGUUUAGUUCAGCUUGGUGGUAGAAGCUGAUUUAUUUUGUUAUAAAGCUUGAGGACAUAGUAACCGUAACUUUUGAGUUAUGCUUAUAUAUUUGCUUAUAUAUUUACAGGGAAGCAUUCUCAGCAUUGAGUGUCAUUUGAUUACUGUUAACUUAUUAAGCAAUAAUCUAGAAGUCCAAAUAGUAAUGCCUUUUUUGGACAUGAAAUAUGUUUCAAACAAGUCAUUUUGACAAUCAUGUGGCAGAUUGUCCAGUUAUAUGUAUAGAGGCAGUGUGACAUAGUGGAUAGCAGGCUGACUUUGGAAUCAGGAAGACCUGUGUUCAAGUUCUGUCUCUGGCAUAUAACUAGUUAUGUGACCUUGGACAAAUCACUUAACUUUUAGUGCCUCAGGCAUUUCUCUAAAACUUGAAGUUACUGAUAAAUUGCCUGGCUUCAUCAGUGGACAGAAUUUACAUAUUAUUGGGAAAUCGAAAUAUACAGAUCUUGGACCAUCUUUCUAGUUCCCUAUCAAAAAAGACAAAAAUUACUAGCUGUGUGACCCUGGGCAAGUCACUUAACACCAAUUGCCUUAAAAAAAAAAAAAGACAAAAACUUUACAAUACAGUUGAAAUUACUUGAGUACUGAAUUUAGUUUCAAAUUCUUUACUACGUAAGUCCAAUGUUAAUAUAUUUUUUUAACCAAAAGUAUAUUAGGUACAGCUUCAUUAGCAUGAAGUAGAACAUUAAAUAAAUCAGAAGGCACAUUGGUAGGUAGGAAGAUUUGAAGGUAAGGCUAUCCAUAAAAACAGCUAAUAUGUAGCCACAUGCCAUGGCUGUAGACUCAACUGCCAUUCCUAACCAGUCAUUUUACAAUAGUAUGGUUGUCCUUGAGAAGAUUGGGUUAAAUUUAUGGAUGAUCAAAAAGGCAUUAGCCAACCUAAAUACAUAUUUUAAGUAAUCUGACAUUUUUAUAUGUAUUUUCCUCCCUGUAAAUAGUAAUUUAUAUUUUUGUAAAACUUUUCUUUCUAAAUAUCAGUACCAAUAAAUUUGUUGAAAUUUA
This is a messenger RNA of Phascolarctos cinereus (koala), 4541 nucleotides long. RefSeq names its product ribosomal RNA processing 15 homolog (gene RRP15). Gene Ontology annotation, cellular component: preribosome, large subunit precursor. The record is from RefSeq and is a predicted model, not a curated record. Gene Ontology annotation, biological process: maturation of 5.8S rRNA; maturation of LSU-rRNA. Lineage: Eukaryota; Metazoa; Chordata; Mammalia; Diprotodontia; Phascolarctidae.